Messenger RNA from Gopherus flavomarginatus (Mexican gopher tortoise), 8134 nucleotides. It is a transcript of the gene OMA1, whose product is annotated as OMA1 zinc metallopeptidase. Gene Ontology annotation, biological process: protein quality control for misfolded or incompletely synthesized proteins; mitochondrial protein processing. The transcript has 9 exons. The coding region runs from base 182 to 1603 and encodes 473 amino acids. Gene Ontology annotation, cellular component: mitochondrial inner membrane. Lineage: Eukaryota; Metazoa; Chordata; Testudines; Testudinidae. Gene Ontology annotation, molecular function: metalloendopeptidase activity. The record is from RefSeq and is a predicted model, not a curated record.
UUGCGAAGACAGAAGAGGGGGCGGGGCCACGGGAGCAGCCGCCUUUGUCGUAGUGGCGCCUCCGCAGACGAAGGCGGAGCCAGGGGGCAAGGGGCGGGGUCUCCAUGAAGGGGGCGGGGCCCGCGUGAGGCGGGGUGGCCCCAGCGCCACUUCCUGAGGCGGGUGAAUAAACAAAAGAGAAAUGAAUGCCAUCUGCAGCUUAAAAAUAGCUGGUAGGAACUGCAUUUUAUUUCGCUUAACUUCUUUGGCCAGUCAGGCAAAGUGCAAUAAUCUUUAUAGGUCUUCAGUUGAAGCUUUGAAUGGACAUCACCAGAUUCAAGUAAAUCAUGUAGUGAAUAAAUGCCAGCAACUAGUUAUAAGCAGCAGCACCAGCUAUUAUUUUAUGAUUGGAAGCUCUAACUUCUACAGAAAAUUUAUUAAUAAAAGCCAAAGAUGUUUUUUGAAUGCCAAGAAUAUAGAUGUGUGCACAAACAUACACAAUAGCUGUAGAAGUCCUUAUUUCCUGGCCUCUAAACCCUUAGUGGAAGACCUUGCAUUAUUCCGAAGUCUUGCUCCAGUGCAGUCCCCAAAUCGAAUUCCUGCAUGGGAUUUGCAGAUCAUCAGACUUUUUCACACAUCAUCAUCAUUUCAGGCUGCUCCAGUGCCUCUGUUGUGGAUUAUUCUUAAACCGGCUCAGAAGCUAUUUGCUAUCAUUCUUGGAAGGAGCAUCAGAAAAUGGUGGAAGGCACUGCCUCCUAACAAACGGGAACUUUUUAAAGAAAGUGUAAGAAAAAACAAAUGGAAGAUAGUUGUGGGUGUGUGUAGCUUGGCAGUUUUAUUCAUUAUGUUUUAUUUUACUCACUUGGAGGAGACACCAAUCACUGGGCGUGCUCGACUGUUGGUAUUUGGGAAGGAACAUUUUAUGGCAUUGUCAGAGAUGGAGUAUGAUAUGUGGAUGGAACAGUUUAAAAAUAAGAUGUUAUCUGAGAUAGACCCUCGCUAUCAGGUAGUGAAAAAAGUUAUCGGUCAUCUAUCUGAAAGCAACCAGGACAUCCCGCAGGUGUCGGAGUUCAAGUGGAUUAUCCAUGUGGUGGAAGAACCAGGCAUAAAUGCUUUUGUACUUCCGAAUGGACAAGUAUUUGUUUUCACUGGUUUGCUAAAUGCAGUGUCAGAUAUUCACCAGCUCUCUUUCAUUUUGGGCCAUGAAAUAGCUCAUGCUGUAUUGGGACAUGCAGCAGAGAAAGCCAGUCUGGUACAUUUCUUGGAUUUCCUGUCGCUUAUCUUGCUCACUAUGAUUUGGGCAGUCUGUCCUCGAGAUAGUCUGGCAGUUGUAGGCCAGUGGAUCCAGACCAAGUUGCAGGAGUUUAUGUUUGAUAGGCCAUAUAACAGGACACUGGAGGCUGAGGCUGACAAAGUUGGACUUCAGUUUGCUGCAAAGGCUUGUGUGGAUGUAAGAGCAAGCUCUGUGUUUUGGCAGCAGAUGGAAUUAGCAGAGACCAUUCAAGGGCAGCGUAAAUUACCAGAAUGGCUCUCCACACACCCUUCUCAUGAAAACAGAGCUGAACACUUGGACCGGCUUAUACCAGAGCCCCCGAAAAGAGCAGCCAUCAGGCAGGUUGGGUGAGGGAGGUCUUGAAGUCAUCUUCCCCUGUGAUAUUUGAGGAAGAGGAACACAAUUUGCAUUCCACCUCAACCACGCUUGGAGUGGGAUGGGGAAGCAGGAGUAAGGGCUUUGUGCCCUCAAGAAGAAAUCAGUGGAUAAGUGGAACUGAUGCGCAACAGCUAGAAAGAGUUAUAGGCAGAGGUGGUAAUUGGUUCUGUUUGACCUGGUGCCUGUCUCUCCCCAAUCUAGAGGACUGUGUAAGGAGCUUGAAGAAAAAUGGGAAUGUUGCUUUCAGUGCUAGUCAUUUAAACCAGGUUUUAUUUACCAGCAACAGCUUCUUGUUGCAGCGUUGCCGCACUACAGGUAUCCAUAUGAUAUGCUCGGUAUUGUUCAUACUCCAAGCAGUGGAAAACAAGAUACACUGCUGGGAAACUGUGUGACUAAAUCUGUUGGAAGAUUUAUUUGUUAUGGUAUCUUGAAGCUAAAGAGAAAAUAUACCAUCAGUUAUACUGGCAGUAGGCAACAUUCAAAACAGGGAUGGUAAACUCUAUAUCUGUAUCCAUUUUUGAUAGUACCUCAGCUGAAGUGACCCUGCCAAUCGUUCCCUACUACUCAACCAUUCAGAUUAGAAAUUUUUUUCCAGACAACCAAAUGGCAGCGAAAGAAAACGGUUAAUUUUAAAGGACACUUCAAUAAUGUUACUGUGUUUCUUAGCGUACUUUCUGAGCAAGACCACAAUAAAUUGCUCUGCAUUCUCGUCGCACCAGAGGAAAGGUUUUUCUGACACUUUCUGAUAAUGACAUUGCACUUUACAAUGAUGUGACCCAAAGCUAUCUCAGGGAAUGAAAUGUCUUUAGUGCCAGAAAUCUGGAAUUGCUCAUUCUUAGUCUAGAAUUGUUUACUCUAUCUUUUAAGGCCAAAAAACCUACAUUGUUUGCUAUUAACUUGAAUGAUUUUUUUACUUUCUAAGAUAGUAAGACAACUAUUAGUGCAAACCAGCUGCAUACAGACUGACCAAAGGAGCCAUUGGAAGUGUGUUUUGUUUGUUUUAAAUCUGUAAAUAAUUUCAUGGUAAAAGUUGUUUUAUAUACUUAAGAUCUUAUGUACAUAGCCUAAUGAUUAACAUAAAUUAUUAUAGUAACUAGAAUGCUUGUAUGGAAAAUUGGAGAACAGAUACAUGCAUCAACCUUCCGACAUUUAAUAGUAUAACCAUUUCAGAAUACUUUCACAUGAUGACACUGUACAGCAUUUUGAAUAUGUACAUCGUAACCUGUCUUUCAGCGAGAUGGGAUCUGGGUAUUAUAGUUGCUUAUAUUAUUAUGAGGGUAGCUGAGAGAAAUAGAGAACUAGUACUGUAAGCCAACAUGAAAAUUGCAUCUGAAAUGUAGAACUCCAAAUACAAAUAUUCAAAACCUAUAACAGGUAUUUUAUGAUUAGCUUUAAAUUUCCAACUAAUAAAAUUGGAAGCUUGAUUCUGCAACACAAACUGCAGUAGUCUAUAUUUUGAUAACCAACUUGUCUGAUAUUCAUUAUCUUUGUCCUCUUUUUGAGCUGCCAUGCUGCGCACAGUCCUUGGAUAUAGAACAGUCUCUUUGAGGGAUAUAUAAUUCUGUGCAAGUUCCUUUUUUUUUCCUUUUUUUUCUUUUCCUCCAUCUUCUUUUCUCAAUCUUGUGAGUUUAGUAAAAUCAGAAUUGGAAUGCAAAGUGACUCAUGCUUAUGAAUUUUGUAAUUAUUUAGGAUUCUCAUCUACAGCAAGCAGAUUUGAACAUAAAGGUAAACCUAAAGUAUAAGAAAAUACGUACAAGCCCUGUGUAUGUACUAUGCAAGCACUAUUCAUUUUCCAGAAUUUCAUUUUGUCUGUGACAUAAGUAAAGGGAGAUAUUUUACUAGCUAGUAUAAUUGAAUUGGCCUCUAAAUUUUAUGACGUUAUCAAGCUUGACUGUAACAUUUUCUAAACUAGAGUGAGAGAGAAUACCUAGGCCUGACACAUACACUGGUGUCUACUUCAGGCCCAGAACAAAUAGGCUGUUACAGGAGUGCUAUUUUAGGAGAAAUGAUAGUUUUAGAAAACAUGAGAGAAAAAAGGUUAUUUUCUUUCACUCGCCUCCCCUGGAAUGUCAUCGUAUCCAAUUGCUGGUGAAAACUUUUCAAUCUAUGAUGAAAAUGCUAAAGCAACUUGGACACAUCUUUUCCUGCAGCUUUCCUUUUAAAGGUGGUUGUGACAGUCAUGGAGCUGCUACGUAAUAACCUAAAUAUACAGAUAAGUAACGUAGUUAUUGAGAGAGACUGUAUUACACUGGUGUAAUGGAAUGUUUAUUAUAUGCUUAGAAUGCUUUUAUUCCAGGAGGACUGUUGCUAAGAAGAGAGUGACCCCAGAAAAGAACACCAGCACCCACCCACCCCGCUCUCCAUGCACACUUACUUGAAAAACAAUCCGGUUUUGUGGAUCGUACAUUCUGUCUCCUAGUUAUGUGCCUUGUUUUGCCAUGGCUAUGAAAUAGAGGGUAUGUCUACACAGUCCACAGAAGCAAGUGUCCCAGCUUAGUUAACAGACUCUGGCCAGUGGGGCUCAUGCUAGUGCUCUAAAAAUAACAUUUGGCAGCAUAGAUGUUGCAGCUUGGGCUCUCAACACGUCCCCCUUCAGAGGUCAAGCUUCAGCCCAAGCUGCAACUUCCAGGUGCUCUCUGCACAGCUAUUUAAGCACUAGGGGCAGCCUGGCUAUCCUGAAACUGUUGACCCAGGCUGGGAGGCUCGCUUACAGAGGUUAUAUAAACAUAACCUAACAGAUCAAAGGGCCGUAAUCAGUUAAAAUGAGAUCUGGUCUUGAGGGGGUGAUCAGGAGGACUAAAGAGCUCUUAAAGAACUCUCUCCCUGAGGCUGAGGGAGAGAAUGGUUUGAGCUGAGGGAAGGAACUAACCCCAGAGGUCUUGGUGGUCUGUAAGAGAAUUAUGCCUACCAGGAUUCCCAGGUAGAAGAUGGUUACGUACCUAGUCAGCAAGAUAUGUGUACAGUUUGAUUGUGUUAAGAACUGGUUUUCUCUGAAAUGCAUUUGUUUUAAUAAAUAAUAAUUUGCAUUAAAAGGACUGUCAGAUCACUGUGUACCACUGUCAUUUUCAGUACGUUAGUCAGGCCUUCUGAGGCAGUCACGGUUGAUGCGGCGGGGACUGCAAUCCAAGGGAAGAUCCUAAAGUGGGAGAAUGGUGUGAUUCCAUCCUAAGCGAGGUGAUGGCCAGAGACCUGAAGGGAGGUGUAUUCAGAGAGGCCAGGCAUAGGGGUGUCAGGUUCAGUAAGCCCAGGAAUGUGACAGUGGUGAAGUGUGUGUGUAUAUAUAUUGCUGAGGGAUAAAAUCCAUCCUCUUGCCCAGGACCUGCAUACAGCCAUCUGUGCCACAAUAAGUUUUGGUGUAUGUGAGUGAGAAGUGUGGGUGAGGUACUAAGCAACGGCACAGGCAGGCCUUCACCUCGUUGUUUGUAGGUGGCUACAGCUGUCUUGUAGUAGAAAUCUGCUCGCCUUUGCGAUUUACAAGCCAAAAUCUGAAAUCUUUUGAUAGAAAUAAUAAUACUUGGUGACUGCUCUCUGUGUCAAUACACACACACAGGAUGAUCUUCAUCAUUAACAAUUUCUCUUCUGUAGUGCAGCGCAGUGCUUUUGUUUUAAUGGGAGCCUGAAAAAAAACAGUAGUAAUGUGCCUGCAAACCCCAACCUAAUCCAAGUACUCCACUAAAGAUUUAACUUGGUGAUGUUGCCUUGGUUCUGACUAGAUUCGUUAGUAUAUCAGGGCUGGUUAUUCAAGGCAAACAGAAAUAUGAAAAUUUAAGUUGUAUCUUGAAAAGCGCAACGUAAUCCUCUUUUAAAUUAAGUUAGCAAUUUUAAAUCUCUGGUUUUCUUGACUAUAAUGCCUAUCUUCCUUGGGUUUACUUAUCUAAAAUAUUAACUUGGUAAGUUGUAUGCAUUUAAUUGGGAAUGUCUAGGCACUAUCCUUACAACUAAAUUAGCUGGAUUGGAUGGUGGAAGUGGAAUUUCUUGAGCAACCCCAAAUUAUUGGAAUUGAAGUUAUGAUAGUGAUAUUGAAGGUAGGCAUUGGGAUGCUUUAUCUUCUAGAAGGAGUACGUUGUAGGCUUCUUGAACAAGUUGGGAAAUGGCAUCUUAAUGGUUCUGCUGCAUUGAGUACAUUAUUUGCACUUAAAAAAAAUUAGCAGGAGCCACCUGAGCUUAGGAAAGAGUAUCCACUAAAUAGAACUGAAUCCUCUGUACCAAGGACAAAUACCCACGUGCAAAAUCAUUGCAAAAGUCACUCGUUCACUAAAAUGUGGAUGCAGCUCUGUCUUUAACAGGAAGACCCAUGCAAAACAUAGCCUUUCAACUGUCAUAACAGUAGACUUCAGUUUUUUACGGAUUAUGAAUUGGUGUGUUUUAAUCAGGCACCUCCAGCUGCUUUGUGUAAUAAGAAAGCAGAGGCCUCUGCAGGGUAAGAAUAUUACUCCAGACCUAUUGCACGUAACGCUUGAUGUUGUGAACUCCAAUAUUUUAGAUAAGUGAACCCAAGGAAGGAAGAUAAGCAUUACAUAGUCAAGAAAACCAGAGAUUUAAAACUGCUAAAUUAAUUUAAAAGAGGAUUAUGUUGCCCUUUUAAGGAAACAACUUAAAUCUUUAUAUUUCUACUUGCCUUGAAUAAUGGUGCUUGACAUUAAUGCAGUCUUGCAGCAGCUUAUGUUCUGCAAGAGAGCAAGAGAAAACUCUUAGUCUGUCAUUAUAAAUAACAGUUUUGAAAUUGAUUGGUCACUGAAGCAGAGUUGGGUUGAUAUGUAUGAUAAAAUUUGGGGAAUAGUUGGAUGAUUAGCUUGCAGAACCACAAAUGUUGAACGUAACAUUUUUAUUUAAUAAAAAGAAGUUAUAACUGAGAGGAAUAUAUGCAGCCCCAAGCGCAAAGUUGUGUUUGUGAUGAUUCAAACAAUGCAUUUAAACCAGAAACUGUCACAUAGCAUAGAUGAGAAACACUUGUCAUGUCUCUGGAACUUGCCUUUAUCUAAAGGCCAGUUGGAGCUAUUCAAUUCCAUUUGUUUCUAAGCCAGUUCCAGAGAUACCAGUUUAUUACACUAAAAAGAUUUUCGUUAGAAAAACGUAGUUUCAGAACCUUUUUGUAGAAGGAGCUAUUAGGCUGGACUUUUCUUUCCUUUUAAAAACUGCAGAAGUGAUCUGUACAUACUACCCCUAUUGGAAGGAUCUGAAUGAACUUCAAAUUGAGGCAAAUCCUUCCCUCCCUGUAGGUAUAUAAGGAAUCUAGCUCAGCCCUUGCUUGCUAUGUUAGCAGCAGGGCAGCAUACCUACUGAACUAGGUAGGUGAGGGAGGAGGGCAAGCCACUGUGUCCACAUACAUACACUUCACAUUGCAAAAGUGAGUGUGGCUGUUCUAGUCUGUAGCAUACCUAAGCCAAGGGUGAAUUAUUCCCUUCCUUUUUUUAAAAGGAUCUGCAGUGUGAACUCCACUGUCUGGUCGCCCUCUUCUCUCACUCUGGGUCUAAGCCACUGUUUUCUGUAGUUUCCCCAUAACACCACUCCCAAUGGAUAGGGCAGGAUUUAGUUGUAAGUACUCAAGGAAACUCUGACAAGAACUCUUCUGAAACAUGAGGUUAGGAAGGGAAUUGAGAUGAAUGGAAUAAAGCAUACAGGGAAUGAACUUUUCUGAUGCAAAGAUUAAAAAUGCAGCUGGAUGGGCAUUUGCCCAUAAAGUGUGUGUGCUACUUUCAGUAAGGCUAAAAAGCAUUUAACAGCAGAUAUGAAAGUGGCCACGAUAAUAAUUACUAAAUAUUAGAGUAUAUUAUGACUUUACGUUGUUUCAUUAAAUUACGAGAGUUUUGUGGAUUUCCAAUGCUGUAUACCGUGGUUGGCAACCUUUCAGAAGUGGUGUGGCAAGUCUUCAUUUAUUCACUCUAAUUGAAGGUUUUGCAUGCCAGUAAUACAUUUUAAUGUUUUUAGAAGGUCUCUUUCUGUAAAUCUAUAAUAUGUAACUAAACUCUUGUUGUAUGUAAAGUAAAUAAGGUUUUAAAAAUGUUUAAGAAGCGUUAUUUAAAAUUAAAUUAAAAAUGCAGUGUGUCAUCUGCCCCCCCCCCCCCCCCCCCCCCCGGUUCCUGUCCCCGGACCGGUGGCCAGGACCCAGGCAGUGUGAGUGGCACUGAAAAUCAGCUCACGUGCCACCUUCAGCACGCGUGCCAUAGGUUGACUACCCCUGCUGUAUACAGUUCACAGCAUGGUACCAUACCUCUUAAAGUAAUCCACUCUUCAUGGAGCAGCUAAGAGAACCUUCUCCCUAAAAACAGUAUCUUUCACCAUAUUAAUGGCUCUUCUGAUCCCAGGAGGUCUUGGUUUUCCUCGAUAAAUUGUCAGAUAAUAUGUAUAUAGACCUAAUUUUGAAGUCACCAACAUACAACUAACAAAUGCAAUUCAUACUGGAAAGCUAAGGAACUGACUGUCAUGCACCAAACCGCAUGCUCCUAAAUUGUUUUUACCUACAACGUUGUUUUAGUAAUCUGAUUUGAUUUCUUCUGCUUGUUU